Messenger RNA from Protopolystoma xenopodis, 624 nucleotides. The record is from the annotation of a GenBank genome assembly. NCBI's taxonomy places the organism in Eukaryota, Metazoa, Platyhelminthes, Monogenea, Polystomatidea, Polystomatidae.
UGUGAUAAAAGAUUUCUUACGCUUUCUGCUCUGUUCGAGCAUCGUAGAAUUCACGAGCCUCAGUGUGAUCUCACCUGUAAGGUUUGUAAUCGAAUCUUCGUCUCCAAGCAUGCUUAUGAGGUUCAUUCAAGGAUGCAUGUCCGGCAGCGUGACUUCGUCUGUUCUGUUUGUGGAGCAUCCUUUUGCCAAUUCAAAGCUCUAAAACGGCACUGCUUUGACGUUCACGCAUUUACUCUAAAAGAUACCAUAAUAUCUAAGGCGUUCGAUGAUAAUAUUGACCCAGAAAAAUCAAUAACUACAUAUACUGGAAAUGAUUACCUGGAAGCCUUAAAACUUGACACAGACGACGAGAACAUCGAGUAUACGGAUGCAGACAAGUCCAGAACAACUGAUCAGUCGGUAGGGAAGCGAUGCAGAUCUCGCUUAAAAGAUCCGAGUGAUGAUCCAAAUGAUCUUGACUGGACAGAGACCGAACAAGCAAAGCGUUUAUUUUCAGGAGUCAGGAAGCGUAAGAUUGAUAGUUCUUCGAAAUGCAGCAAUUCGCAAAAACGUAAGUUAAUGACUCGUUGUCCUUUGAUUUUAAUUUUGUUAUUGUGUUUGCAUAAAUAUGUUUAUAGUUCUUAA